AGACGUUGAACUUGGCACGUUAUGGCUUUGACAAGCAGCGAUCACAAAACGCUCUUUAUUGGCGUGCUGUCGGGUUCAGUAGCCACUCUCGCAAUUACUACUGCCACUUAUUAUUAUCUAUGUACCAAAAAUACAGACACUCAGCCCGGCAUUCUGCAGACAUCGUUACCUACACCGGACAUUGUCGAAGGUGUGGAUGGUCUCAUUGGUAACACACCGCUAAUGAAAAUACGCAGUUUGUCCGAGGCCACAGGUUGCACCAUUCUGGGAAAAGCAGAGUUCCUGAAUCCUGGUGGUAGUGCUAAAGAUCGCGUGGCGUUGAAUAUUAUACGUUCGGCUGAAGAAGCUGGGAUUCUGAAGCCGCAUACGGGAAGUACGAUUUUUGAGGGCACGGUGGGAUCAACCGGAAUUUCAAUUGCAAUGAUUGCUCGGGCCAAGGGUUACAAGGCGUGGAUUGUCAUGCCCGAUGACCAAGCCAAGGAAAAGUAUCAGCUCUUGGAAAAACUGGGAGCCACGGUAGAAAAGGUGCGGCCCGUGAGUAUCAUUGACAAGAAGCAAUUUGUCAACCUUGCUCGAGAACGCGCCCACACUUUCGGUGAAGGCGAGACCAAGGGUUAUUUUGCAGAUCAGUUUGAAAAUCAGGCCAAUUUCCAGAUCCAUUACAACACGACCGGACCUGAAUUGUAUCGACAGUCCGGAGGCAAGAUUGAUGCACUUGUUCUGGGAGCAGGCACCGGCGGCACUUUGUCUGGUUUAGCGUGUUACUUGAAACCUUUGAUCCACAAUCUCAAGGUUUUCUUGGCCGAUCCUUCAGGCUCUGGUUUAUAUAACAAAAUCAAAUUCAACGUCAUGUACUCUCCGUACGAGCGAGAAGGCACACGCCGACGUCAUCAAGUUGAUACUGUGGUGGAAGGUAUUGGUAUCAACCGAUUGACCCGGAACUUUGAUGUGGGGCGACAUUUGGUCGAUGAUGCUUUCCGUGUCACAGACGAAGAAGCAGUGAAAAUGGCACGUUACCUCGUACGCGAAGAUGGCCUGUUUAUUGGAAGUAGCUCGGCUGUCAACUGUGUCGCUGCGGUUCGAGCUGCCAAGCAGUUGGGUCCUGGCCACGUUAUUGUAACACUUCUCAAUGAUUCUGGACAGCGGCAUUUGACCAAAUUCUGGAGUGAUGAAUAUUUGGCGUCGCAAGGUAUCAAUUACGAAUUGAAGCCCGACGAAACCGUGAUGGAUUUUGUUUGAAAUGUCAAUAUGCCAGUUAGAAAACCUUUCAUACAUGUAUAUUUUGUUUGCAACUUGGAACCGACUCCUUUUUGUACUUUUUUUUUUUUACUCAAUGCAAAGACAACAUCAAUCAUUGUGGCACAAAUUACCAAUAACAUAAAGUGUUAUAUGAUGGCUUCCAUCAUAGCCAUCUGUUUUUAUUUUGUUUUAAAC
Molecule: messenger RNA, 1434 nt
Organism: Radiomyces spectabilis
Lineage: Eukaryota; Fungi; Mucoromycota; Mucoromycetes; Mucorales; Radiomycetaceae
Product: tryptophan synthase beta subunit-like PLP-dependent enzyme
Exons: 5
Coding region: 22-1239 (405 amino acids)
Cellular component (GO): cytoplasm
Molecular function (GO): cysteine synthase activity
Source: RefSeq, a predicted model, not a curated record